Acanthosepion pharaonis is the source of this 474-nucleotide messenger RNA. The record is from the annotation of a GenBank genome assembly. Lineage: Eukaryota; Metazoa; Mollusca; Cephalopoda; Sepiida; Sepiidae.
AUGGACGAAUCGAGUUCAGAAUUUCCUAUUUGGUCGUAUUGCAUUCGGGUAAAGCAGAUAUCUAUUCUUUGUUACCCCAACGCUGCCCAUGGUCUUAGUUUAUCUAUCUAUCUAUCUAUCUAUCUAUCUAUCUAUCUAUCUAUCUAUAUAUAUAUAUAUAUAUAUAUGAAGAAAUAUAAAUUUGAAUCAAAAUGUAAUAAUAACCUACUUAAACAUAUCACACCCCUCAUCUAUCUAUCUAUCUGUCUGUCUGUCUGUCUGUCUGUCUCUCUCUCUCUCUCUCUCUCUCUCUCUCUCUCUCUCUCUCCUUCUUUCCUUCCUUCCUUCCUUCUUUCCUUCCUUCCUUCCUUCCUUCCUUCCUUCCUUCGUUGCCAUGGGCUGUCAGACUGUCCCUUCCUUUGCCCGAAAUCAGUUUCAACCGAUGCUCACCGUCUCUCACCUCGGCCUCUUUUCGUGCUAAGUUCAAUUCUCUAA